Bubalus bubalis (water buffalo) is the source of this 3118-nucleotide messenger RNA. RefSeq names its product dynein axonemal assembly factor 2 (gene DNAAF2). The coding region runs from base 294 to 2783 and encodes 829 amino acids. Gene Ontology annotation, cellular component: cytoplasm. Lineage: Eukaryota; Metazoa; Chordata; Mammalia; Artiodactyla; Bovidae. Gene Ontology annotation, biological process: axonemal dynein complex assembly. The transcript is spliced from 3 exons. The record is from RefSeq and is a predicted model, not a curated record.
CUUAUUCUGCACAGGUAACUGCACCAUGGCACAGGAAUCUAAACAACGUAGGAUGUUGGUCUGAAGAAACUAAGGCUAUUUCUGUCAUUUCUAUCAUCCCUGUUCCUGCCCCUCCUCCUGGGUGUUGGUGGUGUCACUAUGGCAACGAGCACGCGCCGCCCAGGCUCAAUUCUGAAGCCGUUACGGACCUCCGCCGCCUCACUCUCCGGAGACUAGCGAUUUCACCUCGCGUCCCACCCACUAGGUCUCAGAUCCAUCUCCCUUGGCCUCCGCGCAAGGAGCCGAAGGACAGCAUGGCCAAAGCGGCAGCUUCUUCGCCGCUAGAAGACUUGGAUCUUAGUGGAGAGGAGGUCCAGCGGCUCACCUCCGCCUUCCAGGACCCGGAGUUCCGGCGAAUGUUCUCCGAGUACGCCGAGGAGCUCACGGACCCUGAGAACCGGCGGCGCUACGAGGAGGAGAUCACGGCGCUGGAGCGUGAGCGCGGAGUGGAGGUGCGGUUCGUGCACCCGGAGCCGGGCCACGUAUUGCGCACCAGCCUGGACGGGACCCGGCGCUGCUUCGUGAACGUGUGCAGCAACGCGCUGGUGGGCGCGCCCAGCAGCCAGCCCGGCUCUGGGAGCGCGGUGUCCGGCAGACAGUGGUCCCUGCCCUACAGCCUGGCCCCCGGCCGCGAGUACGCGUCGGGGCGCGGCACCCGCUACACUGUCUACGACGUGGUCUUCCACCCAGACGCGAUCGCGCUGGCCCGGCGCCACGAGCGCUUCCGCCAGAUGCUGGACGCCACGGCCCUGGAGGCCGUGGAGAAGCAGUUCGGCGUGAAGUUGGACCGGAGGAACGCCAAGACCCUGAAGAUCAAGUACAAAGGGACCCCGGAUGCCGCCGUGCUGCGCACGCCCCUGCCCGGAGGCGCGCCGGCCCGGCCCGAGGGGGAGCCGGAGAGCCCUUUCCCCGAUUUCCCCUACCCCUACCGAUAUCCGGCGGCCGGCGCGAGCGCUGCAGUCCCUCGGCCCCAGGCGCCCUCCCCUCCAGAGGCCGUCCGGCAGCCCGCCCCCACCGAGCCUCGCUACAGCGUGGUGCAGCGCCACCACGUGGACCUCCAGGAUUACCGCUGCUCCCGGGACUCGGCGCCCGGCACCGUGCCGCAAGAGCUGGUGGUUACCAUCGAGCUGCCGUUGCUGCGAUCGGCCGAGCAGGCGGCGCUGGAGGUGACGGGGAAGCUGCUGUGCCUUGAUUCAAGGAAGCCCGACUACCGGCUGCGACUCUCGCUCCCGUACCCGGUGGAUGACAGCCGCGGCAAAGCACAGUUCAACAAGGCCCGGCGGCAGCUGGUGGUGACACUUCCCGUGGCGCCUACCGCUUCGCGCCCGGAGCCCGCCGCGUCCCCGGAAGAGGCAGCCGACCCGCCAGGAACUGACGGCGCAGCCUGCGCUUCCGCUUGCCGCGGGGAGGAGGGCCCGGCGGGGGUUUAUGCUGGGGACGCAAGCUCAGGUCCCAGCCGAACCCGGGCUGCAGACGCCGGGAUCACAACUCCGGACGCUGCCGGGAAGGAGCGCGUCGUAGAAUCCGAGGAACGGGAUUUCGGCGGGCAAGAGAUAUCAACCACGGGGGCCGGGGAGGAGCCGCCUUCAGGAGCCGGAAACUCACCUGGGGACCGUGGCGGAGGCGCUCUUAGUACUUCCUGUGGGGACCUCGACGCGGGCCUUUCUGUAGGGAGCGCGAGCGUGCGCCCGACCCUCGGCGUGGAGGCGCGCGAGACCCGGGAAGGCCCCGGCAGGGAGCCGGCUUAUCGAGCGAUGGGUGGUCCAGGGACCGACCGCGGCGAAGCUUUGUGCCCGCCUUUGCAGUGUAGUCAGGAUGAAGAAUCCCUGACACUGCUCGUUCAAGUGCCUUGGAUCCUGCCUCAAAGUCUUCAAGGGGAAGUGAACCCCAUCUGGUACAAAUUGUCUUUCUCUACCCAAGACUUAGUUUAUUAUUCCUUCUUUUUGCAAUUUACUCCAGAGAAUAAAUUGAGUACCAAAGAACCAGAGGUUAGCAUUUCUUCCAACAAUGCAGUGAUAAACCUGGCCAAGUCUCCAGAAUGCCAUGGAUACUGGAGAGAGUGGUAUUAUGGUUUAAACAACUAUUGUUUGGAGGAAAGGUUAUUUGUCAAUGAAGACAAUGUUAAUGAGUUUCUUGAAGAGGUCCUGAGCCCUCCACUCAAACAGACAUUACCCCUGACUCCACCAUUAAUUGAAGUUCUUCAGGUUACUGAUAGUAAGAUUGAAAUACAUGCAAAGUUGCAAGAAUGCCGUAACUCUGAGCAGCUUCAUGAAAAAGAAGAAAGAGGCCAUGAAGGAAGUCCUUUAACAGAAAAAGAAAAUACAGAACAUGCUACCACUUCAACAACUGAUUCUGCUUCAUCUGUAGCAGUCACAGUCCUAGAAGCAGACCGUUGUGGUUCAGCCACAUGCUUGCAACAAGGGGCUCUUGAUGUUUCUCAGAAGCUGUUUGCAGAGUCUCAGCAACCUAAGUCAGAAAAGGAACGUGAAUUUAUAAAAGACAAAAGUGCUGUUUAUGCAAAUGAAAGAAAAGAUAACUUAAAAGAACCAGUAAUAACUGAAGAGAAAGAACCGGAUGGAAACCACCCAUCUUUGUUACUGAACAAAACUGCAGUUCACAAUACACCUGGUUUUGACCACAUAAAGGAAACCAAUAUGCAGGAUGGUAGUGUGCAGAUCAUUAAAGAUCAUGUGACUCACUGCUCAUUCAGUUUUCAGAAUAAUUUGCUUUAUGACUUGGAUUAAUUCUGUAUCAUUUUUUAGAGGCUGAGUAAAAACUUUUGGGCAUGAAACAGAUUGUUUAUUAUCUUAAAACCAAAAGUAUUCAAAAAAGUAUAAAAUGAAAAUUUGUAUUUUUAUUACGGGGAAACUGAAGCUAGUAUUUUGUGUGUGUGUGUACACAGAGAGUUUAUGUCAAUACAAAGCUUCCUGAAUUAUGGAAAUAAGUUUUGUGAUUCCUCUGUUGUAUAUUUUUUCUAAUGGAGAGUAAAAUGUUUAGUGUCAAAACAACCUGUUUAUAGUCUUUUGGCUUUUGUUUGCCAUUACUUUAAUAAAGUUUCCAAAAUACUGUGUCAUAAAAA